Adineta ricciae is the source of this 882-nucleotide messenger RNA. NCBI's taxonomy places the organism in Eukaryota, Metazoa, Rotifera, Eurotatoria, Adinetida, Adinetidae. The record is from the annotation of a GenBank genome assembly.
AUGUCACCUGUAACAGGUAGUGCGACAACAACUAAAAAAACUACCACGACAAAGACAACAACGUCGAAAACGUCUUCAUCAAGUGGAGCUUUGAAAAAGGGCAAAAAGAAGAUCGCCGCUGCACCACUCAAAGCUAAAGCUGAAACAAAGAAACUUGUCAAUCCACUUUAUGAAAAACGUACCAAGAAUUUUGGCAUUGGACAAGACAUUCAACCAAAACGUGAUUUAACUCGUUUUGUUAAAUGGCCACAAUACGUUCGCGUUCAACGUCAACGCAGCGUUUUACUCAAACGUUUGAAAGUUCCACCACCAAUCAACCAAUUUACUCAAACACUUGACAAACAAACAUCAACCCAAUUGUUCAAAUUACUCGAAAAAUACCGACCAGAAAGUCGAGCAGAAAAGAAACUUCGUUUGAAACAACGUGCUGAAGAACAAGCGAAAAGUGGUAAACCCGAUCGACCAACCAAACGACCAAAUGGUAUUCGUAGUGGAAUGAACACCGUUACUGCAUUAGUCGAAAAGAAGAAGGCACAAUUAGUUCUCAUUGCCCAUGAUGUCGAACCAAUUGAACUUGUCCUUCAUUUACCAACCUUAUGCCGUAAGAUGGGUAUUCCAUAUUGUAUUGUCAAGGGCAAAGCACGUCUUGGCCGUCUUGUUCACUUGAAAACCUGUUCAACCAUCGCUUUGACCGAUGUCAACUCUGAAGAUAAAUCUGGCUUAGGUAAGAUUGUUGAAGCUGUGAAAACCAACUUCAAUGAUCGUUAUGAUGAAUUACGUCGUCAUUGGGGUGGUGGUGUUUUGGGAAACAAAUCUCAAGCACGUAUCAACCGACUCGAACGUAUCAAAGCUCGCGAAGCCGCUCAUCAACGCAAUGCUUAA